Messenger RNA from Zonotrichia leucophrys gambelii, 1004 nucleotides. RefSeq lists its product as uncharacterized. Bases 47 to 979 code for a protein of 310 amino acids. The record is from RefSeq and is a predicted model, not a curated record. The transcript has 3 exons. NCBI's taxonomy places the organism in Eukaryota, Metazoa, Chordata, Aves, Passeriformes, Passerellidae.
CUGUAACCUCGGGUGGAGCUGGGAUGUUCUGUGUUCCCAGUGGAAUAUGGGGAACCUUGUGUCCCAUCACUGUCUCCUGCACUCUGUCACCUCGGGUGAGGCUGGCUCUGUUCCCGAUGGGAAUGUGGGGACACUGUGCCCCAGCACGGUGCCACCUCUGCUGUGUCAUCUGUGCCAGGAUGGGACCAGGAUGCUCCGUGUUCCCAGCUGGAACAGGGGGACACAGCCUCCCGUGCUUUGUCACCUGCCGGGACGCUCCUCAUUCCCCGCGGGAACCGGGGCCGUGCCACCUGCACUCCAUCACGGCCGCGCCGGGCCGGGCCGCUCCGCAUUCCGCCGGGGCUGUGUGUCCGGGCUGUGUCCGCGGUCUGUUUGCAAUCAGCCCCGGAGCCGCGUGCGGCCGGGCCCGGUGCCAGCCCCAGGCUGGAGCAGGGGGAGCGGGAGCGGCGGGAGCCAGAGCGGGGAGCGCAGCCCGGCGAGCGGCCGCGGCAGCGGGGCCGGGGAGGUGGCGCCUGCCCUGGGGAGGGACAGCAGCCCCGGGGGACACGGGGACAUGGCCCGGCUGCUGCUCCUGCUGCUGCUCGCCGCUCUGGGCUGCGCGGCCAGGCCGGGCCGCCGGCCGGCGCCGUGGGACGAUGGAGCUGACGCCCAGAGACCCCCGGCGAAGGGCUGCGCCAACCUGACGCUGGUGCUGGACAACUGGAAAUUCGCCAUCACCUCCCAGCUGAGGAACCUGCUGAUGUCCGACCACCAGACCGUGCUGCCCGACUACGGCCGGAUCCCGGCGCUCUCGGGAGCCCUGGAUGAGCUGUACCGGGAUUUCCGCGGCCUGAAGGAGCAGCUGGGCCGGCUCUCGGAUCGCUUCGCCCACCUCGAAGCCUCCGUGGAGCAGCUGAGCCGGGCCCGGGGCGCUGCAGGGCCCCCGCGCCGGGGAGGGGUCCCCCAAAACCCCCGGAGGGCCCCCGGGACCCCGCCGUGAGAGACCCCCGCCCGGGCCCGGGGCU